AUGAGUUCCGUUGCAGUUCAAGUUAUGCCGUCGGUAACGAAUUUUUCGAAAGAUUCGCUAAUCACGAACAAACUAGCGUCAGAUCUCGAUGCCAAGCUUGUUUCGUCCUCAAAAAAGGUUCUGCUUCAACGAAUUGAAUUCAAACCGGCUUCUAAACCUGAUGAACAAUACGAGAAUCUGAGGAAGAAAUAUGUUCCGGCAAAUUCUCCGUCAACAAAUCAUGCAAACGGCCAUUGCAAGGAACAGUUGCGAUCUCCGGAUAAGAAUUCAAACGAGGAGAUGCCCUCGCCAAAGGUGAUUUUGUUUCCUGUGGAAAACGUUGAGUUAUACUGGAAGCAGGUUCGAAGAGUCGGGCCAGGAUUGAGCAACAUGGGAAAUACGUGUUUCUUGAAUUCCGUUCUCCAAGUUCUUACCUACACUGCACCAUUGGUGAAUUAUCUGGCUUCGAAAGCUCACAGCGAAAAAUGUAAGUGUUCUACUGGGUAGAUGUUUCUUAAGCAUUUGGGAAAAUUUCAUAUUUAAUAUGUAAAUGUUCGUUCCUAAUAAUCUGAAAUGUUUACUUGUCAUUCACAUUGUUGAUAAUCCAAUCAGUUUAUAAUUAACAUGCUUCACUGAUGAACCAGGGGUCAAUCAGUGAAUUAAUCGUCUGCCUGUCUGAACAUGUUUUAUUUGAAUGAUUUACCAGUGUUUUGAAUCCAACUGUUAGAUAUUUUUCUCCAACUUUCUUUCUUGAAACACUAUUUUGUAUAGCUCUGUCAAGGAGCAAUGGAAAAAUUGAUGGAAAACAAUACACUUAAACACCUGCCAGCUUCUCCUGCAUCAGAUACAAGCAUCCCCUCUACCCAAAUUUCCAAAAAGUUUGAUGACUUUUGAGUAUAUCCAAUGAAGUUCCUAUGAAUUCAGAAGGUUGCAGUCUUGGCACCAUUUUCAAAUCUUGUUUUGCAAAAUUUUUUCUAAUUCAAUGGGUCUGUACAUCUUGGAUUGUUUUGUCACUCUUUACUAAGGGCAUAGCCAAGGGGGUCCUGGGGUGCCUGUGACUCCCCUUUGUAAGCCUUGUUUUGUCCCAUUGAGUAAACUACAGAAUAGAUGUCGACAUGAGAAUCUGGUUAGCACCCUGUGUGUAAGCUCCCACUUUGAAAAAUCCUGGCUACCCCCUGUCCUCUCAGACUGGUCUAAUUUGAAGAUUUAGAAGGAAUUAAAAACUGCUAGUUUCUACUUUGCCAUUUCCUCUGAAGUUACAUUUUUUGUAUCAUUUCAGUGUAAAUUGACUCAAGUUCCCUAAUAUCUCUCUAUUAACAGUUUGAGUUAGCUUAGAUCUGGUGCUGCUUUAUUUGUGUAAAGGAAUGGCCUCAUGUAACCAUGACUCUCUAUACCCUGACAUCAGUAUGCAUAUUCUCCAUACUGUUCUCUAUGCAAUUCCUAAGGUGCUGACAAGAAGAACUUGUCUGAUAAAUCAAGAGCUUCUUAAGUUAGUGAUCAUUUCCUUUAUUCUCAUGACCUUGAUGUGUGAUUCAGAGGUGAUAUUGUAAGGAGAAAUUAGAUGUUAGUCAGUCUUAGGGAUUAAAGGUUGAGAAAGGAACAAAUAAAUUUCUUAUGGUCACAAAGAUGUUUUCAAUUCCCUUAAGGCACAUUAACACAGCAGUUAUUCAGUAAGAUGAGCCAUUAUAAAUCCCUGAGGUCAUUAUCUCUCUGUUUUUUGUCGGUCAUGAUCUACUGUACACAUUUGAAGGAGAUGUAGUUGUAAACUAUAUGAGAAAAAGAAAAAACAAUUAUCAUGAUAAUAUCAGUCAUAGAAACCACAACUGUGGAAUUUUCCAAUGACCCGAUAAAAUUUUCAACCUUACACCUUCCUCCCUUCAACAGUUAUGCCCUGGUUGUGAUUAACCCUUUUACUCUCAUGAGCGACCAAGACAUAAUUUCUCCUUACAGUAUCAGUAUAAUAUCAAGCAGCCAAGUAAUGAGAAUGUUGAAAAAUAUUAACAAGGGAAUUAUCAUUAGAUUUAAUUCCAAAUUCUCAGAACAAACUUAGUAUGAAAUGUAUGGUAGAUGGUAAUUUUCAUCGAGAUAUUUGGAGUGAAAGGGGUUAAUGUCACCUUCCUUUAAAAAGAUUAGGCUGAACACCCAGUUUUUUGAAGACCAAGGAAUACCAAAUUUAAAUUUUAUCUGUUAAAACAUGAUAAUUUUUAUGUAAUGGUUUAUUCCCUGUUAAGUGUGAACUAACAAUGACUUGUUAUAAUUUAAUAAAUAUUAUUACAACAGGUCGUUCAGUUGGUUUUUGUAUGCUGUGUGAAUUACAAAAACACAUUGUGCGAAGUUUUGGUCACCAUCAAGGAGAAGCAAUCAAACCAAUGGCAAUCAUUCAAAAACUCAAAUGUAAGUUUAUGUCUUAUGAAUAUUAUCCAGUAAAAGGUGAUUAAAAGACAAAAACUUAUCUGUAAGGGUAAGUUAUUUUGAUUAAACACAAUUACACUCUAUUACACAGAUGUUGAAAAAAAUACAAUAAUUUUUCUUUUUUGAACAAUAUGGUAUCUUCUCAGGGUGCAGCACACAUACUAAUGUAUUUCAUGGCUAAGAAAACGAUGUUGUCAUUAUAACCAGGUUUAUGGACAUGUUGAUUUUACCACCAGAAAAAGGGUUUCUCUUUUCAAUUUAUGAAUAUAAGGUUGAAUCAACUUUUUUUUUUUUGGAAAGGAAUACAUUUUUUGUGUAAUGAAAACUUACAUCAUUUUUGUGUUAGAAGUUGGCAGAAGUAGCUUCUUAUCAAGCUGAGUUUAGGAGCAGGCAAUCUCAGUAUUUGGUACUCUUCUUUUAGUCUGUCACCUUUGAACUGGAUAAAUAAUUGAUAUUAAUCUAUAAACAAAACAUUACAUGUCAUCUUGUGGAUACGAUUUGGUCAUUUUUUGUGAGUUAAAUCUGGCACUUGUUUACUUUGCUCACUUGAGAUAGAUAUUGUCUACACUUGCAGAUAAGUUUGGUAUCUAUCAUUCAGCCAUGUAUUAUAAUUGUCUAUUUUACUAACUAAGCAACCUCAAAUUUUUCUCCUUGAAUUUAAUUUUAAAUACCUCAUGCUAACCUCAUCUUCUUGGUCUUAACUGUAAGUUACAGACUAAUUUUUUCCAAUUGGAUUUAUUGCCCAAGUGUUAGGGCAUGUGGGCCAUAAAUCCCAGAAGAAAAAAAGUGAGGCUCUGUAACUUAAAGUACAAACUGAGAAAACAAAUGGGUAGUACAAUAUUUAGUGGGCUGUACGGUGAAAUAUGGCCUCUGAUAUUGAACAGUCAUGGUUUAUGUACUAACUAUGAGAUGUAAUGAUUUUUUUAUUCUCGUAGUCAUUGCCAAACAUUUAAGAUUUGGACAUCAGGAGGAUGCACAUGAGUUCUUGAGAUAUGUAAUUGAUGGCAUGCAGAAGAGCUGCCUGGCAGCUGAUGGCUACACAGAAAAGUGAGUAUACAAAAAAAUACUAUAAAUUUAAGAAAAGUCUCUGUCAGAGACUUUCAAGGAGACUUAUUGGUGUAACUGUUAAUAUAGUGAAUUUCCAACUGAAAAGGCAAAGAUCAUCUGAUGGCUUUGAUGGGGCCAGUUACAAUGUGUUCUUGAGUAGAAUACUUUGCUCUUACAGUCUCUCUUUCUGGGCCCAGGAAUACAAUUGCUAAAACGGAAAGGAAAGGAAACCUUGUAGUAUACUGGAAGGUUUACUGGAAGGUACUGUGAGUGGGUCAGGUGUUUUACAAAUGCAAAAAAAGGGGUGGUGUUAGAUCAAUAUCCUUAGUUUCCAAAUUCCAUGGAUACCAGAGGUUUGGGUCUUCAGGUUUUUGAGCAGACAUCUUGCUUGAUCUAGUCAGAUUAAUCAUUUUCAAGCCUCAAAUUAUUUACGUGUAGUAAGAAGACUCAAGUGGUGACUGUGCUUUAUAUGUGCAAUGAUUUUUUUUUUUGGAUACAGACUUGACAGAAUGUCUAAACAAACAACAAUGGUGCACCAGGUGUUUGGAGGUUACUACAGAAGCCAAGGUAUGCACAUGCUUGAUGUUUCAAUCUUUAACCCUUUUUUUGACAACACAUUAUUUAGCUAAAAUAUACUGAGAAUAAAGAAGGUAAGUUUCUAAAGAAACUGUAGUGCUGCGUCGGUGGAAGAGUAUAACAGGUAAUUUAGCAUUAACAACUGUGUUGAAAACAUAAAUUGGUUGCCAUGAAGAGUAAAAAAGCUGACAUUUCGAACAUUAGCCCUUCGUCAGAACAAUUGGAAAUGUAUUGAGAAUAGUCAGACUUAUCAGGUGGAGGUUAUCAUCUUGAUAUGUAAUGGUAAUAGGACUGAGUGGAGUCCAAUUUAGUUAGUAAUCAUAGGUGUUAUGACAAAAAUUGGAUUACCACACAGUAGGAGUCUGAUUUGUUUAUUACAAGUAUGAUAACAGACCCAAUUAGAUUACACAAAGUCUUAUUACCAAUUAAUCAUACAAGUUAUCAUUUCUGAGAAAAGAAGAAUAGCCAAGUUAUGAAAGAAAGGGAAAAUUUUUAAUAAAAGACUGACAAAGGAAGCAUAAAUUGUUUAAUGUCACUCUGAAAUUGAAAUUAAUUGUGAUUGGUUAAUUACACCAUGACUUUGAAUGUGAUUGGAUCCAAUGAUCCAGUUCUUAAUAAUGUAAAUAUUAUUGCAAUUUUUUCUCCCUAUAUUUAGUUCGCUGUUUAAAAUGCAAGAACAACUCAAACACAUUUGAUCCACUCAUGGAUAUUAUGUUGGAUAUCAAGGUAAACAAGUGGAUUUUGAUAUCCAGUGACUUUUAGCAAGUGGAUCAUUAUUGAUUUUUGCAUGGAGUGGUAAAAUUAAAGAUAUUGGAGUAUUCAUCUGCUAAAGCAGAUCAACAUUACCAUCCUGUUAAGUUUGCAGCAUAAAGUUAGGAAUUUUCAGAGCAAUAUUGAAUUGAAAAUCAAAAGUGAUUUGGAAUGGAGUUACGUUUUUUUCUUUUCUUCACUCCCUGGCUGAGUCCUGAACACUUGGACAUUGUGAUGCAAAACUAAAGCCAUCAUCGUGGAGAUUAGCACUUGCACUUGAACAUGUGAAUACUUUCUUGAAUUUUGAUUAAUUUUAUCAAUGAUUCCUUUUUGUCAGACUGUGAAUAUAUAAAAAUCAUUUAUGUGAAAUGUAGAUAGAGAAGUGAAUAUAAAAGCAAUAUUCACAGUUAUGAACAUUACUUAUUAUAAGAAGUUGAGAAAAUAAGUUCAAUUUCAGGUCCUAUUUUCACUACUGUUCAUUACUGCAAAGAUCACGCUCAUAUUCAGUUCCUUUUUAUGUCAGAUAAAAUUCUGAUUACCCCCUUAGCAACUUUGUUUUUAAUGUCACAGCAUGCAGACUGAAUGUGGUCAAAGAUCUAUAGAGCUGGAAAAUUGGUGUCAACAAUGGCUACAAUUUCAAAGUUUAUUAAAAAGAUUUAUGUUGUAGUCUUCUCUUUCAAUGUGUGUGCUUUCUCUUUCUUUCUCCAGCAUGUGCCUUCAGUGGAAAAAGCUCUUCAGCGAUCUGUCAAACUGGAGUUACUGGAUGGGGAGAACCUUUACAUGUGUCCAAGGUUUGACUUCAUUGUAAACGUUACAUAGGUUUUAACCCUUUACAGCCUAACAUCAGUAUGCAUAUUCUCCACACUGUCCUUUAUACAUUUUCUAAGGUGCUGACAAGGAGAAUUUGUUUCACAAUCAAGAGCUUCUUUAGUUGGUGAUCAUUUCCUUCAUUCUCAUGACCUUAAUGUGUGAUUGAGAGGUGAUAUUGUAGGGAGAAGUGAGAUGCUAGUCACUCUUUGGGUUCAAAAGGUUGAUUUUUGAAAGCAAAGAGAGACACAACAGUCGCAUCAAUCUUCAGCUUAAAAAAGAAAAUGUUAGGGGGAAAUUAAAUUUCCAUUUUUGAAAGUUUAUUUUGCUUUGGUAAUGAGCUGUACAUGAAGGUAGAGGCUUUGACAGAAAUUGUUCAAAUGCAUUUGAGCUCCCAGGGACCAAUUAGUUAUUUGUAAUAAAAAUACUCACUUACAUUCAAUAACUCCUUUUGGUGAUGUUAUUUUUAGAUGCAAAAGAAAGGUCCCUGCCCACAAACAGUUCCUGAUUCAUCGUGCACCAAACAUUUUAACUUUGCAACUGAAAAGGUAUGGAAGCAAAAUUAUCCUGCCUUUGCUCUGAUCAUGUUUAAUUGUCAUGGCUAAAAAAAUGUGUAUCUGUGGCAGCAAGGAUCUGACUUUAGUUCUUCAUGUUUGCUGAUUCUUUGUGAUGCAGGUUUGACUACAAUCAGAGUUUUGGAGGAAAAAUAUCAAAACAUGUUGAGUACGCAGAAUAUCUGAACCUAAGACCUUUUAUGACAUCCCAGGUAAAAAAACAAAUUUGAUUCAAGGAUUGAAGGGAACUGUAGAAUAUGAGACAUAUAAUUCAAGAUUUUUCUUGGAUCAGAAUUUUUCAAAUUGAUUCAAGGAUAGUAUUAAUAAAAGCAUAUAAUAUGUAACAUAUAAUUCAAGUUUUUUUCUUGGAUUAGAAUUUUUGAAAUAUGAUUUAAGGAUAGUAGGGAACUGUAGAAUACGUAACAUAUCAUUCAAGUUUUUUCUUUUGGAUCAGAACUUUUCAAACCAGUUUGAUCUUUAUUUUCUUUUGCUUCAAAUUAACCCUUUAACUCCCAGAUCAAAUUUGUAAUCCUCCUUACUGUCAACCACACAAUUCUUAUGAUGUUAGUUCAGAGAAUUUAGUAUUGGAUCAACCAAUUAUCCCCAAAUUGAUAUUUUUCUUUGUUCUCAUCACUUAUCUGGUUGAUAUUGUAUUGAAACCAUAAGGAGAAUUUUUGUCUUGGUCAAUCAUGGGAGUUAAAAGGUUAACAAUUAGAAUAUUUGAAUCAAAUGUGAAGGAAAAAAAUUGAACCUCAAGUUACAAACAAAAUUGUUGAAAAGUCCACUUUAAUUCCUGAAUUGGCAGUAACAAUUACAUGUUCUUGUUGUAAUGCAAAUGAUAAAAGAAUUUUUCUAUUUCAUGUCGAAAAAUGUAGGGUCCACCUAUAAAGUACCGUUUAUACUCUGUACUGGUGCAUUCUGGGUACUCUUCAAACUCUGGUCACUACUAUUGCUACAUCAGAGCUUCUAAUGGCACUUGGUACCAGAUGAAUGAUUCUAUGGUAAGACCUGAUUCUGUCUUGCAAUUUUUAGUGUAGUGUCCUUCUAUUUGAAACCUUAACAGUACUCUCAAGUUGAUUUGCUGUUAAAGGGUGAGGUUUUCUGCCACUUAGCUGUCAAUUUGAUGCGAUGGGUAUCAUUUUCAUGGACCUUGGGCAGGGGGGGUGGAAAAUUGAGAAAAGUGAGGAAAGCCAAGACUUGCAUUCCUUGAUAUUGAGUGUGUGUGGAGAGAGUCCACAUUACCAGUUUGCUGUAUGUGUGUUAGCAUGUUGAAAAGGGUUUAACACGAGCUGGUCCUGUAAAAGUUGUCCAGUCACAUGGAUUUGUUGCAAAAACGUAACAGAAAAGUGAAGUAAGUAAAACGAAAUUGCAUUUUCGAGGAAUUGUGAGCUUCUUGUUCUGACUCAAAAAUACAAAGGAAAAGUUGAUAUUGUAGAAUCUUUUUGUCCCUCGUGCACCUUUGUAUUAUGUGCUAAUUAGAUUGAAACAAGAUUUUUGAAAUUUUCAAAACUCAGUGGUCAUAUGAUAAAAUGCUUAUAGACUGAGUUGGGUCAGGUGGCACAGGAAAAUAAUUGGCUCUUGGUCAUGAUGCACAAACUUCGCUGUGUUUGGUCAAUGUAUUGUGACCUCAAGCCAAAUGUUUUUUCAUCCAGCCCUCCUACUCACUCAAUAGUUACAUAUUAUUUCUGUUGGAGAGCAAAUAACACAUUUUUAACUUUAUUACUAUUGUUGUUAAAUUUGGCAAUCAAGCUGAAAGUUUCUUAGUUCUAGAUUUCCCAGAACACAGUGUACCCCUCAGCUGGGCAGAAUUGUCAGUAUGUGAUAAGAAACUGCCAAAAUUUUGUAGUAUCUCAUAAGAAGGAUCUUUCUGUUUCUCAUUUUUCUAACAGGUCAGACAAGUUGCACUGAAAGCAGUUCUCUCUCAACAAGCAUAUCUGUUGUUUUACAUCAAACAGGCUUCCAAACAGGAAUUAAAGGUAUUUAUUCCAAAUUGUAAUAUAAUAUUUACCCUUUCACUGUCAUGAGUGACUAACUGUUACGAAAAAUUGUAUAAGUUAAGUCCUAGAACAUUCUAUAGAACAGUCUAGAACCCGAAGUCAUCCAGGUGUGACCUGCUUGUAUAAGAACAUUCUGGAACAUUCUAUUUCUUAUGUAAUUACUCAGAUUUAGAAACCAUGUUAAUCUACUAAAUUUAGUUCUUUAGAGAAGUUUCUAGAUCUUUGUACUUUAUUGAAAAAACAGAGAGAAUUGUGAAGAAGCUUAGUGCUGUAAAGUCAAGAAGUUAAUUACGUGGAAAUAAAUCAGUUUGUUGCUGUUACCAACAAUCCUGAGUUUUUUCUAGGAACAACCCUGCUCUACAUUGACACUCGUAACACUAACAUUCAAUUUUUGCAGACAGUAUCAAUUUUUUUUUCAAUAAGGAAAGUGAUAAGAGGAGAGAAAAAGCUAUUCGACAGGGACUUAGUUUAAUUGAAGACCUGAUAUAAGAAAAGUGUUGAUAAUUCAUAUUUGAAUACUGGAAGUAAAAGAGACUUAUUUUAAUUAUUUACCAAAGGGCCUGGCUACAGAGUUGUUCAAGAUUUAAGCACUGGUUGAAUGUUUAUAGAAUGAUGUAACUAAAAUUUUAUUUGUUAGAAAAAGUGUUGUAAAGGAAAAAAUGUCCAAAGGCCAAAAGAGGUGUGGUGGGCAAAACAGGAAAAUUAUAGAGUAGAUUGUAUAUGGAUAGAUUUUAAAAUGAUUGGUCCAGUGUUUUUUAAACAUAUCUUAAGUUGUAUGAAAGUCUCACUCAGGAAGCUUGGAAUUAUAUUUUGAUAUUACAGUACUGUAGAUGAAUUGUGUUGUUAUUUAUUGUUUUACAUCCUAUCCUUAUCCUUUUUUGUGUUUUCAAGUCCCCUCUGACCUCGCCAAAGACUGUUUCUAUACAAAGAACUUCUGCUAUUCCAAGAGACAAUUUGCCAAAAGUCAUCCAAUCAAAUGGUGAGUUUUCUUUAAUAUUGCACUACUUGCAGUUAUCGGGAUUGUAUUCUUAACCAAAAAUUUAUUCAAGACAAUUUUAAUUUGAUAGUCCUGGAAAAGACUACAGGCCCUGGAAAGUCCUGGAAAUCUGCUUAACUCAAGCAAUAAUGUCUUCAGAAUUUAGGUUAUUAGAAAUGUAUGUGGACUGUAAGGAAUAGUGAUUUUGAAAUUUUGGGAAUGGAAGAGUUUAAGGUAUAAUAAUAUACAUUGAAAAACUACUCCCUUUAGAUUGACUGAAAACGAGUGCAUUCUCAUGGAACACAAGUGCAAAGUUGUGAUUUGAGUGCAAAUUACAAACAGCACGGGCCUGCUUCAGGUUAAGGUUAGGGUUAAGCAAGAAUCAGCCUCUAAACUCAUAGAGGAUCUCACUGAUUAAGUAUUCACUUGACAUGGCUCCUCUGUGUUUCCUUGCCAUGUUCAAAAAAUGUGGUGAGCUUUGUAGCAAAUAGAACACAAUGCACGCCUUGCAACGUUCUGGAACCAAGUACAUUGUUUAAAAUCUUCCCUUUUUUCAGAUGUUGGUACUCCUGUCAAAUCUGGAAUAACUUUUCAUAGACAGUCAUCAUCAACCUCUACAGUCACCAAGCCGUCAGCUACGCCAACAUCAAACCACGCCCCGUCCGUACCCCUGGCACCUCCAUCACAGAGACCCAAGUUUACGUUCAACAUCUCUCCUGGUAAUAAAGGAAACAAGACAGAAUCAAGCACAGCUAAACAAGAGGGAAAGGAGAAAUAUGACAAGAAUGGACUAAAGGAAAAAUUUAUCAACCCUAGCACUGAAAGUCUUUCUUCUGAGACCAAAUCUCCAAUCUCUUCGUUGGGCAAAUUUUCGGAGACUCUUUUAAAGCCUGAUACUUCAAAAUCUCCAGGCAAGUCUGACGGCUCUUCAGUUGAGGUAAAAGGUCAAGCUUUGGGAGGCCAGAAAGAUAACAUCAAGGAAACCUCAGACGAAGGUCUCCCACUGAGGAAGGAAAACAAAGAAAAAAAGCUAUCUCCUAAGAAACCUCGUCCGCCGCCGUUGUUUAUCCCCAGGCCACUAGUCCAAGGGAAAGGAAUGCCCAGCCAUACACGUAAGUUACAUCUUUUUAUUUCUUGUUCUCAAGGGAACCAAGAUUUUCCUUUUUUAACCAAUUUGGAGCUGCACAAAUUCCCGCUCAAACUUAAGCUUUUGUGAGCACAUUCAAGUGUGCUACCCCUUGAAAGAAUUUCCCCUUACAGUCUCAAUACAACAUCAAGCAGACAAGUGACGAGAAUAAAGACAAGUAUCAAUUAGGGGAUUAUUAAUUGAUCCAAUGCCAAAUUCUCUGAAAUAUAAUAUUGAUAUCUUACAGCGAAAUCUACCACUCCAUGGACAGUCACACCAAAGACAACUUCAGAACCACCGUUUGGCCCCAUGUCACCUCCUCCUCCUGGAGUCGCUCCACCUCAGCCCUCCCCGUCAUCAGCCAUAUCAGACACUAGCAGCACCUCUAGCAUGAUGGGUAAAACUGGCGAGUGGACUGUGUCUGAUAAGACAGCCCUUACACCAGGACCCAGGCUCCCAGAGAGGCAGCAUGCAGGGUGGCAAGUUUCAAAGAAAUUUGAGGUGGAGAAAAAGGAAUCGCAGAUUGUACAGAAAGAGGAAAAUAGUGGCAAGAUUGACGAAGAGAGCGACAAGAAGAAAAAGAAGAAAAAGCACAAGAAAGAAAAGAAGGUGAAGAAGGAGAGAAAGGAAAAGAGCAAGAAAAAGCAUAAGAAGCUAAGUGCAUUACUUGAUGAUGACGAGGUGGAUAAAAAGGAAACAAGGAAGAGAAAACAGAAAAAGGCUGCAGAAAAAGAUGCGAAUGAACCGAGCCAACAAAAGAAAUCAGUAGAAAAGUCUAAAAGCAAAAAACACAAAAUUAAAUGCCGCGAAGGCGACGUCUCUCCAAGUAAGAAACCCAAGUUGGUUUGCUAUGAUGACAGCAGCUCUGGUUCAGAGAGUGAGAAGCUCAACCGUGGCCGAGAAGCUGGGAAAUCUGCAAAUGUAGACUUCAGGAGAACUACGACUGAGUCCAGAGGUGAGUACAUCAUCAUUGAUCGAAAUAUCUGUUGUUGUUGUUGUUUUUUUUUUUUUAUUUUCAAUAAUGGCCAAUUAAGCAAGUUUUACGUAAAAAAAACAAUUGCUGCAUGCGUGGAACUACUUGCAUUGAAAGCGCAUGUAAUUCCCACGCUUUAGACUUUAGUAAUCCUAGCAGUGUGCUGGACGUGUGUUACAUUUGAGCGUCGUAAUGGCCUGGCUCACCGUAGAGUCUCUGUGUCUCCAUGGUAGAGCAUUGGAGCGUGGAAUCCAAAGGUCUGAGGUUCUUCUCCUCAUGGAGGAUCAAAAUUUUUUUCUUUGCCCUACGCUCGUGACAAGAUGAAAAAAAAAUUCUUUCUCGACACCAGUAUUGUCUCCUUAUAUUUUCCUGCUAUUGGCAAAUAUUCAAAUUUUAAAUCUUUUCCUUCUAGUUCCGGUUAUUCACGAGGAUGAACCAAGGAAAACAAACGCUACACGUAGAGCAACCUGGGAUGGUUCACGUGAUUCAUCAACCGUAGUUCAGUUGCUAAGCAGUAGUAAAGGUCUCCAUGGUUAUGGCAGUUCAGGUUGGUUCUGUAAACCUUGCCUUCUUUGCAUAAUAAUAUGGUGAUUCGUUGUUGAUUAUGGGUGUAACAAGAGUGCGUUUUUUUAUCUCUCUCUUAAAACGUCCAUGAUGAUAGCGGGGCCGGGAAAAAAAUAAUUGUGCAUUUUGCAUUGCCAGCUAACGCCCUAUUCAUUUACUAAACCCUCUACUGCUCAUUGUUCAAAUUUCAGUGACGUCAUGGGAUGGCGGCGAAAACACUGUAGAUAGAAGUGGCGGGAAAUCAGACAGGAAACGACAGCGACAAGACCCGUGGGACGAAGAUUACGACCGUGGAAAAGUAAGGGAGAAUUUGUGUCAUUUUUACCCCUAUAGGGUGACAGUGGUGUUCAGUACCGUCAAUGUUCGUUUUAGUAUAUGUCAUUUGCGUUCUCGUCUAGGUUUAGGAUUCGCUAACAGCCUAUAACCCUAUAACUCCCACGAGUGAUCGUGACAGAAUUUCCCCUCACAAUAUCAGAGCAAUAUCGAGCAGACAAGUCGUGAUGGUAUAGAAAAAUAUCAUUUGGGGGUUUAUUAGUUGAUCCAAUACCAAAUCUCGGAACUGACAUCGUAAGAAUUGUCUGAAGACAGAAAGGAGAACAACUGAAGAGACCUUGGGAAUGAAAGGGUUAAUAUUGGCUUCGGCGCUUUAUACAUAGUUAUCAAAUUUUGAUUGAUGAUCAACCAACUGAGUCGGUCAGUCAAUCAAUCAGUCUGUCAUUUAUUUAUUCUUGCAAUCAAGUUAUAUUUCUUUUUAUUUCCAAUCCAGGUAAAGAAGGUCAAGAACAGCAGAGAUACAAGCGCAAGACGUUUUAAUGGCAAUCCAUUCCAGCGAGAACAUGAUAAACGAAAGUCUAAACAGGUAAGCUCCAUAGAUGCCUAGGUUCGAUGUCAACUUCUCGGUCUUUUAUUAGCCAUAUAGCUGAAAGCACCCGUUGGUGUAGUUUGGUCACGGUCAGUUCAUCCUAGUGAAAAAUGUAGCCGAAAAAGGUCGUCGUAAGCAAUCCCUUUUAAUGUUCUUCAUUCAGAGCAACAAUCCUUGUAUUCAUUCUGAUUUAAUAACGCUUCUGUUGCUUUUACCUGUAUUAAGAACUUGUAUUUACCAGUCUCCUUCAAGAUGGAGGUAGUUUCGCACAUCAUAAAAACUUACCUAAAACAUCUCGAAGUGUUCUCAUUAGUAUACAUGCAGUUCAACGCAGCUUUUUAUAUGUGAGUCUGUAUUCUUAGAUUAGUAACGGUUUAUUAUUGUUUUUUUUUUUCAGGAAUCCAAGGAGCGUUUUUCAAAGCCGUUUUCUAAACAUCGCCACUCCCGACAGAGUCACUUCAGUAAAUCGCAUUCAUCCCGAAAGUACCAGAGAUUGUCCACUUGAGGGGAGUCGUUGGGACAGGUUGUAGUGAAGAUCAUUUGCCUGGGGGGAGGGGGGUUAAGGGUGGGGUUGGUAAGAGAAGAAAAACCAAGCAAGAUUGUAAACUGGGAGACAUGGCCGCUGUUUCGCUUCUGGGUCCUAGUAAAAAAAAAUUUUACUUCUUUCACGUAGAGAACCAUUGUCACUUAGCAAUCGAUGGCUUAUCACCUUCACUUAUCUUCUGAGAUCUGCCAAUAUAAAAACUUAUCUUACUGUUUGUAUAAAAUCCCAAAUUUUAAAUAAGGAUAAAUGAUACAAACUUACUUGAUAUUGCACGUAGUUUAUUUUAUUGUUGUAGUGUCGCAAUGCACCACAUUUCUUUUACCUGUUGUAACUUGGUCCUAAUGGUAGUGUCAACUACAAUGAAACCAGUCUUCUAAUCAAAAUUUAUUAUAUCGUUGCUUGUUGUACAAGACUUCUUCAUAUUAAUUUACAAUUUGAAUACAUAGUCGAAUUACAGAUUGUUCGUAUGAUCAGAAGAAAUUGGUCCAAUAAAGCGUCUUUAGAAAAUGCGGGCAUUUUUAUCGACAUUAUCUGAAACAUAGCUCUAAUCGUGAUAUAAAUUUGCGCUCCUUUGUAAAUACAUAAAGUUUAUCCGGAUCGAGACUCGCCGUUAAUUUUCCCAUAACGGGAGAAUUUUGAGAUUAGCCGUAGUUUGAAUAAAGCAAUUUUCAAUUGAGUGUCGAAAGUUUUCUGGGAUUGCUUUGGUUUUACCUACUUUGCUCUGUGAUUGGUCCAGAAAACUUGCGCCAUCGAUCCUCUCAGCCAAUCAGAUUCAAAACAAAGAAAACCAUCGCGACUUGGCCAUUUGCGUUUUCCCACGCUUCAGGUGGAUUGCUUGAUUUCACUUUGAGUUCUCAUUGGCGAACGAUCAUGUAGACCUUUGUUCAGAGUGGUCGCUACGAUUACUUUGGUUUUUCGACACUCAAUUGAAAACACUGUCCAAUAACAUUCUUAUUUCGUAGCAAGGGAACACUUUUUCCAAAUCGGAUGUUAAGAGUAACGUUUCUCUUUACCACUGAUAAACAGAACUAAUUUCGUUGCAAAUCAAAUUCAAGGCCGCAUACGUUAGUGCUUUGGGAAAUCAAUAAACAAAACUUUUGCAAAGAGUUGUCCUAUUCACAG
Molecule: messenger RNA, 14289 nt
Organism: Pocillopora meandrina
Lineage: Eukaryota; Metazoa; Cnidaria; Anthozoa; Scleractinia; Pocilloporidae
Source: the annotation of a GenBank genome assembly